AUGGAUGCCCUCAAGGCUGAGAUUGCUUCAAAACGCAAGGCCGACCCUCUUCUAGCGGUGCGACCGACGAAGUAUAUGAAGCGAGGCGACAUAGAACGUCUGCGCGAAGAACAGGAGCAGAAGGAACGGGAAGAAAAGCAAAAGGCGGCAGAGGCGCCCAAGCAAGCUGCCCCAAAGCUCACGGAUUCUAGACCAUCAUUGACGCCCACACGCGGGUCCACUGAGCGAGAAACCGAAUCUCCAAAACCUGCUGAAUCUUCAUACAACAUGUCGAAUGAGGAGACCAUCCGCAGACUUCGUGCUAAGGGCCAACCCAUUCGACUAUUCGGCGAGUCGGACAAGGAUCGUCGCCUGCGCCUUCGUGCUCUGGAACUCAUCGAAGAGAAGGGUCAUGACCGCCAGGGCGGUCAAAACGACUUCAAGAAAGCGUUGGAGGACGUCGAAAAGAGCGAGCUGGAGUCGAAGAGCAGGGCAACCAAAGGGAAGAAGAAGGAUGACUCCGAGGCUGCUGCCAACAAUGUCCUGGAUCUCGACCUAAUCAAGAGCGACCCCGACAAGCUAUAUCCCAUAAUCUAUUAUGCGUUGAAGAGGACCCUGAAAGAAUGGGAGGAGGCCAUGGAUGAACGACCAGAACAUGUCAAACGAACGACACAGGGGAAGUUAGCAGCUGCUACUCAAGUCCAGUCAGCGGAAUACCUGAAACCGCUAUUUAAAGCCCUUCGUUCGAGAUCGCUUCCUUCUGACAUGUUGGCUCGAAUUUCUGAAAUAGUACACCAUAUGCAAAAGCGGCAAUAUCAAAAGGCAAACGACUCCUACCUUCGUUUGUCCAUUGGGAAUGCACCGUGGCCGAUAGGUGUUACCAUGGUUGGUAUUCACGAACGUUCCGCGCGCGAAAAGAUCUCGGCAGAUCAAGUAGCACACGUCUUGAACGACGAAGUCAGCCGAAAGUACAUUCAAAGUUUGAAGCGGCUUUUAACGUUUUCUCAGACGAAGUACCCUCCAGCUGACAUAUCGCAGCUCAUGGGAUAG
This is a messenger RNA of Cyclocybe aegerita, 1029 nucleotides long. NCBI's taxonomy places the organism in Eukaryota, Fungi, Basidiomycota, Agaricomycetes, Agaricales, Hemipholiotaceae. The record is from the annotation of a GenBank genome assembly.